Adineta ricciae is the source of this 642-nucleotide messenger RNA. NCBI's taxonomy places the organism in Eukaryota, Metazoa, Rotifera, Eurotatoria, Adinetida, Adinetidae. The record is from the annotation of a GenBank genome assembly.
AUGCAACACAAAGAUCCGAAUAUUAGUAUCAGCUACAAGAUCGAUUCAGCCAAUGAUUGUCUUGAUGUUGCCAUCGAAAACAAUCUUGGUCAUCUCAAAACUUCCAUCUUUCAUAAAUCAUCUGCUGAACCAUACAUCUUGCCGUAUACAUCGGAUCAUCCCCAUCAUAUUCACCGAAAUAUUCCAUAUGCUGCAUUACUACGAGCUGCUCGAUUAUGUUCCAAUAUACGAGAAUUCGACAUGGAACGGAUCCGAAUUGAUGUAUCAUUAUUGUUAAAUGAUUAUCCUUUUGAUUUUAUUGCAGAACAUUUCCAACGAUUUUUUGAUAUAAAUAAUGCUCAAAAGCUUUCACGACGCGAGAAACAAUUGCAAUCAAUGAUGCAAAAUUAUGAUCAAGUACCUGGCGCUCUCGUAGUGAAACCAUGGAAUACUAAACUGAUGUAUCUAAAAUUUAUCUUCGAAAGUGGUCCAACACGCAAUCUUCAACCAGCAUUUUACAAAUGCUGGACAAAAUGGUACAAAUAUUCGGGUUCAAUUGUAGGCGAUGUCAAAGUCACAUCAUGCAUUCAUACAAAUCCAACUCUUGAACGCCUAUUUGUACGAAAGAAGCCAGCCAAAGAAUUGUUACAAAAACUAAAUUGA